This is a messenger RNA of Oreochromis aureus, 3578 nucleotides long. Its product is annotated as NLR family CARD domain-containing protein 3-like. The record is from RefSeq and is a predicted model, not a curated record. Gene Ontology annotation, molecular function: protein binding. Bases 120 to 3161 code for a protein of 1013 amino acids. Lineage: Eukaryota; Metazoa; Chordata; Actinopteri; Cichliformes; Cichlidae. The transcript is spliced from 9 exons.
UCCCUCCCUCUAAAACCACUCUGUGUGGGGAGCAUGAGAGCCAGACCAAAGCUCAGAGGAACCAACCUGGACCUGAACCCAGCUGUGUGUCCUUAAAGAGUGACCAGUCUAAAGCUUACAUGAUUGGUUUUAAAGUCCAGCCUCUGUCUGCUGCAGAGAGAGUGGACCAGGAGAGCUCAGAGGUUCCCAGUAGUCAGUCUGCCCAGCAGCAUCAAACAGACCUGGACUCCAUAUUUAUGCUGCUGGAGGACAACAUCAUCACUUUCAUAAAGAACGAGCUGAAGAAGAUACAGAAGGUUCUGAGUCCAGAUUACCCAACUGCUCAUCAUUCUCAGAUGGAGGAUGAUGAGCGGAAGAGGAGCAGCAGUGAGGCAGUUCUGAAGAUCACACUAGACUUCUUGAGGAGAAUGAAGCAGGUGGAGCUGGCUAACCGUCUGCUGAGCAGAAUUCCCAUGGGAGGUUUAGAACCAAAUCUUAAGUCUUUCUUGAAGAAGAAGUUUCAGUGUGUCUCUGAGGGAAUUGCUAAAUCAGGAAAAACAACCCUUCUGAAACAGAUCUACACAGAGCUCUACAUCACAGAGGGAGGGACUGCAGAGGUCAAUGAUGAACAUGAGGUCAGACAAAUUGAGACAGCAUCCAGGAAAAUAGACAGUCUAGAAACAACAAUCGGACAAGAAGACAUCUUUAAAGCCUCACCUGGAAGAGAUAAACCAAUCAGAACAGUGCUGACAAAAGGAGUGGCUGGCAUUGGGAAAACAUUCUUAACUCAGAAGUUCACCCUCGACUGGGCUGAAGACAAAGCCAACCAGGACAUCCAGUUCAUAUUUCCAUUCACUUUCAGAGAGCUGAAUGUGCUGAAAGAGGAAAAGUUCAGCUUGGUGGAACUUGUUCAUCACUUUUUUACUGAAACCAAAGAAGCAGGAAUCUGUAGCUUUGAAGACGUCCAGGUUGUGUUCAUCUUUGAUGGUCUAGAUGAGUGUCGGCUUCCUCUGGACUUCCACAAAACUACAAUCCUAACUGACCCUAGAAAGUCCACCUCAGUGGAUGUGCUGCUGGUAAACCUUAUCAGGGGGAACCUGCUUCCUUCUGCUCACCUCUGGAUAACCACACGACCUGCAGCAGCCAAUCAGAUCCCUCCAGACUGUGUUGACAUGGUGACAGAGGUCCGAGGGUUCACUAACCCACAGAAGGAGGAGUACUUCAAAAAGAGAUUCAGAGAUAAGAAGGCCAGCAGGCUCAUCUCCCACAUCAAGACAUCACGAAGCCUCCACAUCAUGUGCCACAUCCCAGUCUUCUGCUGGAUCACUGCUACAGUUCUGGAGGAUGUGCUGGAAACCAGAGAGGGAAGACAGCUACCCAAGACCCUGACUGAGAUGUACAUCCACUUCCUGGUGGUUCAGGCCAAAGUGAAGAAGGUCAAGUAUGAUGGAGGAGCUGAGACAGAUCCACACUGGACUCCAGAGAGCAGGAAGAUGAUUGAUUCUCUGGGAAAACUGGCUUUUGAUCAGCUGCAGAAAGGAAAUCUGAUCUUCUAUGAAUCAGACCUGACAGAGUGUGGCAUUGAUGUCAGAGCAGCCUCAGUGUACUCAGGAGUGUUCACACAGAUCUUUAAAGAAGAGAGAGGACUGUACCAGGACAAGGUGUUCUGCUUCAUCCAUCUGAGUGUUCAGGAGUUUCUGGCUGCUCUGUAUGUCCAUCUGACUUUCAUCAACUCUGGAGUCAAUCUGCUGGAAGAACAACAAAUAAUCACCAAGAAAUCUAAAUUAUUGAAUGAACCAAAACUCCAUUAUCUCCACCAGAGUGGUGUGGAUAAGGCCUUACAGAGUCCAAAUGGACACCUGGACUUGCUCCUCCGCUUCCUCCUGGGUCUUUCACUGCCGACCAAUCAGACUCUUCUACAAGGGCUGCUGACAAAGACAGGAAGUAGCUCACAGACCAAUAAGAAAACAGUCCAGUAUAUUAAGGAGAGGAUCAGUGAGAAUCUGUCUGCAGAGAAAAGCAUCAAUCUGUUCCACUGUCUGAAUGAACUGAAUGAUCAUUCUCUAGUGGAGGAGAUCCAAAAGUGCAUUAAAUCAGGAAGUCUCUCGACAGAUAAACUGUCCCCUGCUCAGUGGUCAGCUCUGGUCUUUAUCUUACUGUCAUCAGAAAAAGAUCUGGAUGUGUUUGACCUGAAGAAAUACUCUGCUUCAGAGGAGGCUCUUCUGAGGUUGCUGCCAGUGGUCAGAGCCUUCGACAAAGCACUACUGGAUGGCUGUAAUCUCUCAGGAAGAAGCUGUGCAGCACUGUCCUCUGUUCUCAACUUCCAAUUCUCUAGUCUCAGAGAGCUGGACCUAAGUAACAAUGACCUGCGGGAUUCAGGAGUGCAGCUUUUCUCUGAAGGAUUGAAAGAUCCACAUUGUAAACUGGAAUCUCUCAGUCUGUCAGGCUGUCUGAUCACAGAGGAAGGCUGUACUUCUCUGGCCUCCGCUCUGAGCUCUAAUCCCGCCCAUCUGAGAGAGCUGGACCUGAGCUACAACCACCCAGGAGACUCGGGAAUAAAUCUGCUUUUGGCUGGACUGAAGGAUCCAUGCUGGAUACUGGACACACUCAGGGUGGAGCCUGCUGGAGAACAAUGGUUGACACCAGGUCUGAGGAAGUAUUCCUGUCAACUCACAAUCGACACAAACACAGUACACACAAAUCUCCAACUGUCUGACAACAACAGGACAGUGAAACAUGUGGAGGAGGUUCAGUCAUAUCCUGAUCAUGCAGACAGAUUUGAUGUUUGGCCUCAGCUGCUGUGUAGUAAUGAACUGACUGGUCGCUGUUACUGGGAGGUUGAGUGGACUGGAAGAGUUGACAUGUCAGUGAGUUACAGAAGAAUCAGAAGGAAAGGAGACAGUUAUGACUGUGUGUUUGGAUACAAUGAUCAGUCCUGGAGUCUGAACUGCACUGAUAAUGGUCCUGAUUCUGUCUGUCACGAUAACAGUCGAACAUCCAUCUCCUCCUCCUCUGUCUCUAAGAGAGUAGCAGUGUAUGUGGACUGUCCUGCCGGCACUCUGUCCUUCUACAGAGUCUCCUCUGACACCCUGAUCCACGUCCACACCUUCAACAACACAUUCACUGAAUCUCUUUAUCCUGCAUUUUAUUUCUUUCCUUGUGCCUCAGUGUGUCUGUGCUGAGUUGAGUGUAAAGAGUGUCCUCCUGUUAGAGAAACACUCUGACUGUUGAACUGAUAGUUCAGUCUGUACAUGUCUGUUUCUUUCACCCAGAAACACAUUUUCAGAUUCAUUGUUUCAAUGAUUGAUGAAGUUUCUAAAUGAUUUCUUGUAAACUUCUUCCUCUUCAGUCCUUUAAAGAUGGAGCUAUGAUUAUUCCAGGAUCCACGUUUUUUUUUUUCACUCAAAGCUUCACAGUCAAUAUCAGUAUGUUGUGUUUCUCUAAAGAUCAGUUCACAACCAGCUCCUCUGCACUUUCAAUAGGUCUGAGCUCAUGAAAAUGAAUACAAAUGUUUGAUUUCUCUUUCUUAAUGUGAUUUUUCCAUAAUUCUUAAAUAAGUGGACAUUCAAUAGUACUCAGUGUAUAAAAUAUUCAAGACA